AUGGGGGACGAGGACCCUCUCACAGUCCCCGUCCCGGAGACCAUCCCCCGCAGACCCACUUCAGCUGCUAGCCAUCCGGUAACCGUGAGCAUGCGCGCUGUGCGCCACGUCUGGAAUUCAGAGGGCGGGGCCACGAAAUACAGGAAACCGGCGGUAACGCGGGAGGCGGGGUCACGUGACCCGGUGACUGCUCCCCGCCCCACACCCUCUGCCCAACCCACCGGUCCCCCCGCCCCGCACCCCGACCCGACCCGACGAAUUAGACCCCCGCACGUACCCGCUGCCCCACCGGACCCCCGACCCCGCACUCGCUCCCCGACCCACCGGCCGCAUCCACCGGCUCAGCUCCCCGCCCCACACCCGCUGCCCGACCCGCCGAAUUAUCCCCCGCCCCGCACCCGCUGCCCGACCCGCUGGCUCAGCCCACCGCCCCGCACCCGCUGCCCCACCGGACCCCCGACCCCGCACUCGCUCCCCGACCCACCGGCCGCAUCCACCGGCUCAGCUCCCCGCCCCGCACCCGCUGUCCGACCCACCGGCCGCAUCCACCGGCUCAGCUCCCCCGCCCCACACCCGCUGUCCGACCCGUCCGCCCGCCCUACACCCGCUGCCGGACCUGCAGGCCCGGCCCCCCGCCCCACAUCGCCCACCCGCUGCCCGACCCGCCGGCUCAGUCCCCCGCCCCACACCCGCUGCCCGACCCGCCGGCCGCCUCCUCCGGCUCUGUUCCCCGGUACAGCAGCUAUAGUUUAUUCUGACGGCCGGAUCUGCCCCGUCACCAUCCCCCCACCCCCAGUGCCAGAGACAAGAGCUCGACCCCCACCCCAGCACCGCUCACAGACCCGCACACGGCUCACCCUCGAGGGGGAAACACGCUGA
Messenger RNA from Pristis pectinata (smalltooth sawfish), 879 nucleotides. RefSeq lists its product as uncharacterized. The transcript has a single exon. Lineage: Eukaryota; Metazoa; Chordata; Chondrichthyes; Rhinopristiformes; Pristidae. The record is from RefSeq and is a predicted model, not a curated record. Bases 1 to 879 code for a protein of 292 amino acids.